AUGGGUAGAAGGUACCAUCCUCAAGUAAUUCGAUUUGCAUUGUCAAUCUAUGGUAAAUCACCAUCCGCUUACGGGAAGUUGAGAGACAGUGGUGCUCUUGUACUUCCAAGUGAGAGAGUAUUGAAGGAUUACAAUAAUUAUUUUAAACCUAAAGCAGGAAUCCAUCAAGAAAAUGUGGCAACCCUGAAAGAAAAGGCCUUCUCGUUUUCUCCAACGCAAAGAUAUGUGGUGGUUGUAAUGGAUGAAAUGAAGAUCCAGUCAAACCUUGUGUUCGAUAAAGUGUCUGGAGAACUCAUUGGAUUCAUUGACCUUGGAGACCCAAUGACGACCUUUGCCAAUAUAGAAGAGGAGGAUCCAGUUGCAACACAUGCGUUAGCAUUUCUUGUGAGGGGAUUAUGCACUGACCUCAAAAUGUCAUUGCAUAUUUCUUCACAGGAAAUGAUUCCUUGUUCCAGCUGA
Molecule: messenger RNA, 459 nt
Organism: Dendronephthya gigantea
Lineage: Eukaryota; Metazoa; Cnidaria; Anthozoa; Malacalcyonacea; Nephtheidae
Exons: 2
Coding region: 1-459 (152 amino acids)
Source: RefSeq, a predicted model, not a curated record